Molecule: messenger RNA, 588 nt
Organism: Auanema sp. JU1783
Lineage: Eukaryota; Metazoa; Nematoda; Chromadorea; Rhabditida; Rhabditidae
Source: the annotation of a GenBank genome assembly
AUGAUUCUCAAAGCAAUAUUACUGUUAUUCAUAUCUAAUGUACUUAACGCAAAUUUUACUGAGUAUCUACGACUGCGAGUGACCAUAGAGAACUCAAAGUGCCAAUCUUCAUCGACAGAAUCUGCUUUUACUUUCUUUCUUACAACAUUAUCUCGAGAAAAUAAGUUCCUCGGUUGGUACCCCAUACAUAAGAAGGAUUUCGUGAAAUCAAAAGAAAAAUUUGAAAUUGAAAUAUACAGAGAUAACUCGUUGCGUUCGUCUCAUCCGACAAACAUUGGGCAGUGUUUUGAAGAAGAAUAUGAUUCUGAUGUGGAGAUAGUUUGCGUACCUACAGCUGAUGCAUUCUUUGUGUAUUAUCAAAAUGAUCCCGUAGAUACAUGGAGUAUUGGAUUCAUAAAAGUUUAUGUGGAUUUUUUCUUUAAUAACCAAAGUUAUCAAUGGUAUUUUGAAUAUACUCCUCCAGCCCCUUGCUCAUCAUAUAUGAACGAUGAAGGUUUUUAUCAAAUAGGUCCUCGUCCAGGAAUUUUCAUCAAAUGGGAAAACGUGACAGGCCCACAGAUAGGCGACUGGAUUCGUGAUUGGGUUUAG